Lepus europaeus (European hare) is the source of this 537-nucleotide messenger RNA. Its product is annotated as desumoylating isopeptidase 1-like. Lineage: Eukaryota; Metazoa; Chordata; Mammalia; Lagomorpha; Leporidae. The record is from RefSeq and is a predicted model, not a curated record. The transcript has a single exon. The coding region runs from base 34 to 537 and encodes 167 amino acids. Gene Ontology annotation, molecular function: peptidase activity. Gene Ontology annotation, biological process: protein modification by small protein removal.
CGAGGGCCGUCGUGGCUGCCGUCACGGAUCCCGAUGGAGCCGCCGAAUCUCUAUCCGGUGAAGCUCUACGUGUACGACCUGUCCAAGGGCCUGGCCCGGCGACUCAGCCCCAUCAUGCUGGGGAAACAACUGGAAGGCAUCUGGCAUACCUCCAUAGUUGUGCACAAGCACGAGUUCUUUGGCAGUGGUGGGGUCUCCAGCUGCCCGCCGGGAGGGACGUUGCUUGGGCCCGCAGACUCUGUGGUUGAUGUGGGCAGCACAGAAGUCACAGAAGAAAUCUUUCUGGAGUACCUGUCCUCCCUGGGGGAGUCUCUGUUCCGAGGUGAGGCCUGCAACCUCUCUGAACACAACUGUAACACCUUCAGCAACGAAGUGGCACAGUUCCUGACGGGGCGAAAAAUCCCAUCUUACAUCACUGACCUGCCCUCUGAAGUUCUCUCCACGCCCUUCGGACAAGCACUUCGGCCCCUCCUGGACUCCAUCCAGAUCCAGCCUCCUGGGGGGAGCACCGUGGGCAGACCCUACAGCCAGAGCUAA